AUACGUAUUUGAUAGUAAGCUUUAAAAGUAGUAAAUGCCCAGAAGAGGAAGACACCUCACUUAAGUCAAAGUUUGAAAGCUUCUUCAAGAAUGACAUGUUUGACUUCAAGAAUACUACUUUCAACGUGAUAAGAGAACCAGCGUGCCAAUUCAACUUUACCUUCACAUUUGGUCCCAACCUUAAGUUGUAUAACAUCAGAGAAGUGUUUGAAGAUAAACUCAAGCGUAUCAAUAAUACCGUUGGUACGUUGAGGUUGACUGACAUAGUAGCUCAUGUUAAUGUUCCUGGUGUUACGCUUGGUGACUUCAAAGACCUUGCCGAGGUCUGUAAAAAGAUAUGCUGUGAUGGGGGACCUGGAGGGAAUAUCACUUUGACCAAAAACUGUAAGCCUCCAGACAAGUGUAGUAAUUACAAUCUCAAGGUAGUGGUGCCAAAGUGCUGGGAUGUUUGCUCCAGUGUGUGUUCAGGGGUGCCCAUGUACAAGAUUUCUCUUUUUGUUUUGCUGCUUGGCGUAUUUAUCAAUUGGUUUCCGAAGUAAAACACCAGUAGCAAAUGGAGGCGCGAAAAAACUGAAGACGAAACCGUUGAAUAGUACAUAAGCAAGCUUUUUCGCUUAAUCAUGUAUAGCUUAGAAUACCGAUCGACGCUGAAGUUCGUAAAAGCUAGGAGUCGUUGAAACAUAUUUCAACAAACGUUCUCGGCCGGAGAUCAAAAAUGGGCGAUCUGCGACUAUUGAUAAAAUACGACAAAGUUACAUUUCUUACAUAACUCGUUACAUAACUCAAAGGUCAUGCUUCAUUUUACAGUCUAAAAGGAAACUGGGUUGUUCGGCUGUGAACAGUGUGCUAUUUGGUCUCUGAUUUCCGACCGACGUUUUUUGAAAUAGGUGUA
Molecule: messenger RNA, 892 nt
Organism: Actinia tenebrosa (Australian red waratah sea anemone)
Lineage: Eukaryota; Metazoa; Cnidaria; Anthozoa; Actiniaria; Actiniidae
Product: integumentary mucin C.1-like
Source: RefSeq, a predicted model, not a curated record